This is a messenger RNA of Durusdinium trenchii, 1463 nucleotides long. The record is from the annotation of a GenBank genome assembly. Lineage: Eukaryota; Dinophyceae; Suessiales; Symbiodiniaceae.
AUGAUUGUAGCCAGACCGUUAAGCUUUGACAUCUACGAGAAGCUCCGUGCGUUGCUUGUAGAGGCUUUUGAAAGCCUGGACAAGAACGAUCUAUUGAAUGGUCUCACCGGACAAUCGCCCGUGGAGCAGCUCACCAGCGGCCACAUCUCGCCCUUCAAUGAUGGCCAGGGCUUCUUUGCUGCCCCAGACGCUGCGCAGGAGCUGGGUGCAUGCCCUCCCUUGGGCUACUGGGAUCCCUUUGGCAUGAUGGCCUUCCAGGACGAGGAGAAGUUCCGCAGGAACCGUGAGCUGGAGUUGAAGCACGGUCGAAUUUGCAUGGUGGCCACCAUUGGAAUGAUCGUGCCUGACCUCUUUGGCCGCUUCGGAGGAGACCUGUCGCCCUCCAUGGGCCUGACCCUUGGCCGCCAGAAGGAGAAAAGGAAGUUCUCCGAUAUCCCCUGCACCAUCGAGGCCAUUUACAAGGUCCCGGCGGCCGGAUGGCUCCAGGUUUUUGCCCUGGCGGGCGCCAUCGAGGCGAAGAACUUGGCUUUCCCCACGAACUACGGCUACCCACCAUUCUGGGGGCAGAUCGACAAGCUGGAGCCAGAGGAGAAGCAGAAGAAGCUUCUGGCUGAGAUCAACAAUGGCCGUUUGGCCAUGGUGGCCAUGGCAGCCAUUGUGGCGCAGAACGGCGCCACCGGGCAGUCCUUGGUGGAGCAGAUGAACAUGAAGACGGCUAACUUUGGCGAGUUCGAUUAUUUGAUCACACAGAGGAAGGCGGGAAACAACUCGGAGGCGAUCCCAUGGGAGCCCAUCCCUCAGGGGCUCUCCAAUGAUCUCUUCGGCCCCUACGUGGGCGAUGUGGGCUUCGACCCAGCGGGCUUCGCAGCUCGGAUGGACACCGAAAGGACACGCGCGUACCGUGAGGCCGAAUUGGCUCAUGGGCGCGUUUGCAUGUUGGCGACUUUGGGCUACACCGUGCAGACCUCCGGCGCUAAGUUCGAGCCCUUCAUCACCCGCUAUCCGACCGACUCUUCAGACCCUCUGAAGGCGGCCACCCAGGUGCCCAUCGUGGGGUGGCUGCAGAUCCUUGUGGUCAUCGCCCUGUCAGAGCUUUGGCGCUAUGACCAUGCUUCGUCCAACCAGCGCCGGUCGUGCGAUCCGUCAGGUUGGAACCCCACGGCACCCACGGGCUCCAAGCGACCCAAGUGGUUCGGCCCCACCUUCUCUGCGAACUAUGCGCCAGAGGAGUGGAACAACAUGCGCUUGAGGGAGAUCAAGCAUUGCCGAUUGGCCAUGGUGGGCUUCUUCUUCAUGGUGCUCACGAACGCCUCCACCGGUCAAGGCCCUUCGCUGUUGCCCACCUACACGCAGGAGGAGUUCCAGUCCACGGUGGGCGACUUCAUCCCCAAGGGUCUCUAAGAGCAGAUGAUAGGCUGUGAGUGGAGGUCAGGAUUUUGAAGCAAAUGAGGAUGAUGCUGGUG